Molecule: messenger RNA, 1821 nt
Organism: Galdieria sulphuraria
Lineage: Eukaryota; Rhodophyta; Bangiophyceae; Galdieriales; Galdieriaceae
Exons: 1
Coding region: 37-1137 (366 amino acids)
Source: RefSeq, a predicted model, not a curated record
UUUUGGGAAACCCUUUUAUUUCUGUCAUAUCUUCUUAUGCCAGGAGAAGGCCAUAGAAUAAGCCACUCAUUUCCUGGUAUUUAUACUGUACAAGUUCCGAAGGGUCCAUCUGUUUCGGUUGUUUUUGCAAGCAAGAUUUUUAUUGAAAACCGAACAUUGUACAAGGUCUUUUCUGUGCGUUUAACACCACCCGUGAAUAUAACUGCUGAUAUACCAGACUGUAGAGAGACUAAUCUUAGUGAGAUUGGUUUAAAAGUGAACGAUGUUUCCCUUGAUACAAAUUUUGCGACAAACAUAUUUACGUUGGAAAACUUAUCCUCAAGAGAAGAAGGGAGAGUCUACGAGUCGAGUCAAGGAGUUUUGAGAAUUCUUUUUCAAGGGUAUUUGGAAGAAGGCUUGUUGGAGCCUUUUUUCAAAAGUGACUCUCAUGCUUACUUUGUUACUCAAGUAGGAAAGCCUCGAAUAGAAUAUAAAUACCGCUUUGAUACUCCUGGUGUACAUACUGUCAAGGUGCCAGCCAACGUUCACAACGCUAGGUCAGUCGUCGUUGGUGGAGGUGGAGGUGGUGGUGGUGUUGUUGUGUUUCCUUGUUUUGCAUUUUCUGUUGGUGGAGGUGGAGGUGGUGCAGGCGGUACAGCCUUUGGUCGCGUUACAGUGAGACCCGAAAAGGAGUUGACGGUGCUGGUUGGUGAAGGUGGCGAAGGUGGUAGUUCACAAUCCAGAGGGGAAGAUGGAACGGGCUCAACUUUCCUCUCGCUUUUUGGUGGUGGUGGCGAAGGAGGUCAUGCGGGACCUUAUGGUCGUGGUGGUACUGGUGGUAGUGGAAGUGGUCCAACUGUGGAAAAGGGAGGUGACGGAAGUCGCGGAGGUAUCGCUCGAGGUGGAACUGGAGGCAAACCGUACUAUGAUGUAUUGUAUUCUGAUGGAAGAGGAGGUGCAGGAGGAAGCGGUUUCGGAGAAAGUGGAAGCCCCGGUGAAGCUGGUCUAGUUAGUGUUAUUUUUGAACCCUCUUCUUCUCGUGACGACUUGGAACAUUUUUCCCUCGAAUAUCAACAACUCGCGGUAAGUUGUGGUUUGCUCUCGGUUUCUGCAGAAGGCCCAAAGCACUUGUAUCGCACACGAGAAGACGAGUUGUGAAGUCGUAUCUACCUUGGCGCCCCUUCGAACUUGAGUGUUCAUCUGUAUCCAGGAUACAUAUGUUUCCAAUGUAUGGUUUUUCUUUCGCAUGACGUAAAUAGUAUCGUAAUGCGACAAGAUAUCACGGUUGUUUUCGGAACACUCUAUAAAAGCAGUCUUUAUCAAGUUUCUUUAAAUACAGCCAGCAAGAGUUUUCUAACGGUCAAGCCUGGUCAGGUGAAAGAAAGUUUCGUAAAAUCAAUACGUUCCUUUCGAAAUUGGUUUAGUUGUUUUACUUUAGGAUUGCUUCAAACUCCUCUCGCUCCAUUGAAAAUUAAGUAUUAGCCAAUCAAUUUAAGAAUUUGAAGUUUUAUGAAUGGAAAAGUAUGUAUUGGAGAUAAAAUAUUGGUCAACGAUCUGCCCUUUCACAGAUUGCAGUCAAAUGUAAUCUAGUUGGAGUUCUUUCACAUUAGUCAUUCCACACGCAGUCAAGCAUUCACUUGUAAUUUCUAAGCUGGCGUAGGGAAGUUAAGUCUAGUCAACAAUAACUUGGAAGGAGCAGGGCCACAAGUAGAGCCGAUACCAUAUAGAAAGAACCAGAGUCCGAUAUAAGAGUAAGGCUUACUGAGAAGGAUACGUUGCUUUAGGAAGAAGCGUAACUCUUUGGUCUAUAUAGAUAAGCACGCCCUCAGACAACUGAUGGAA